CUCUGAUGUUUCCGGUAACCUGCCGAGAGUAGCUGGGCCGAAACUCACCGCACCCUCCUCGUCUUCAGCCUCCUCUCCCGGGACAUUCCGCUCACCGGGACCGGCUUCACUCGCCACGGAGUUCGGAAGGUCAUUUUCCGUUAUAUGAGAGAGACAGUGAGCGCUGACAGACGCUUUAAACCUCAGCAGACACUCAGAGUCGAUGCUAGCAAGCUAACAGCAUCCUCUCGCGCGGACCGAGAAAUCAAAAUAAUGUGUUUAUUUAUUACUCCUAGUUCAUUUAUGCUCGUUUUAUAAAUUGAGUGUGCUUUUUCCUCAGACACGCGUGUGGUAGAGACAGCAGCACAUGUUGUUUAUAGGUUACAGGUGAUUUUACAAGACAGUUGUAUUGUUGUCUAACGUUAUAUAGAAGAGUUCUUGUCACAUUAGUGUGAUUUAAAGUGAAUGUAAGUACAUUCAUACAGUUAGUGUUUUAAUGUAAUGAUCAGAUCUGAGGUGUAAACAGGUUGAGGAGUUUUUAUAGACUGAGUGUUUUGUGUUUGAGCUGGUUAGUAGUAAUCUAGGAAUUUAUAAGCUCGAUGACAAGCUGUAAAUCAGAGGUAUUGUAUAGUAAAGCUCAGUCUGAGCUCGCCUUAGAUUAAAGGUCUCGUCAGGCUUUUCAAACAUCAGCCAUGGCUCCAAAAAAGAGACCAGAGCCCAUAGUUAUAACCGGAACCGGAGAAGCACAGCCGACCUCUACAUCCAUAGAUGCUGCGACAGAAGCAAAUCUUGAGGCCCUGCAGAAGAAGCUAGAAGAGCUCGAUUUGGAUGAGCAGCAGAAGAAGCGUCUGGAAAAUUUUCUCACGCAGAAAGCCAAUCUGGGCGAACUGAAGGAUGAUGAUUUCCAGCAUAUCUGUGAGCUGGGAGCUGGAAACGGAGGUGUGGUUAAUAAAGUGUGCCACAAACCCUCUGGCCUCGUAAUGGCCCGGAAGUUGAUUCAUCUGGAGAUCAAGCCGGCCAUCAGGCAUCAGAUCAUCAGGGAGCUGCAGGUCCUGCAUGAGUGUAACUCUCCGUACAUUGUGGGUUUCUACGGGGCGUUUUACAGCGAUGGGGAGAUCAGCAUCUGUAUGGAGAACAUGGAUGGAGGCUCUUUGGAUCAGGUUCUGAAAGAGGCUCGCAGAAUUCCUGAGGAGAUCUUGGGAAAAGUCAGCAUAGCCGUUUUAAGAGGUCUCGCUUACCUUCGAGAAAAGCACCAGAUUAUUCACAGAGAUGUGAAACCUUCAAAUAUUUUGGUCAAUUCUCGCGGGGAGAUCAAACUGUGUGACUUUGGCGUGAGCGGGCAGCUCAUCGACUCCAUGGCAAACUCUUUUGUAGGAACACGCUCGUACAUGUCGCCGGAGAGGUUGCAGGGCACUCAUUACUCGGUGCAGUCAGACGUGUGGAGUAUGGGUCUUUCUCUGGUGGAGCUGGCCAUCGGCCGCUAUCCCAUUCCUCCACCUGACGCCAAGGAGCUAGAGGGCAUCUUCGGCAGGGCAGUGAUGGAUGUUGGGGAGGCUGGGACGCACAGUACGUCUCCUCGACCCAGACCUCCCGGCAGACCCGUCAGCGGUCAUGGGCCUGUCAUGGCUAUAUUUGAGCUGCUGGAUUAUAUAGUCAAUGAGCCGCCCCCUAAACUUCCUCACGGCGUCUUCACUCCUGAUUUCCAGGACUUUGUGACCAAAUGUCUCAUUAAAAACCCUGCUGAUCGAGCGGACCUGAAGAUGCUAGUGAAUCACACUUUUAUUAAGCGCUCAGAGGUGGAGGAGGUGGACUUCGCUGGAUGGUUGUGUAAAACGAUUGGGCUCAAUCAGCCCAGCACACCCACCCGAACAGCCGAAUGACACAAACACGCACACAAACGCCUGACCGUCACACAAACCACGAUUCCCCUACAGAACACAAACGUUUACAGCCUAUCUGAUGGAACACCUGCAGAGCUGCUCAUUUUACACUUUUACGUCCGUAUUCAUGGGUGAAUCUCAUGGAACCAGUCAAGAACAUUUCACGCUCAAAACAAAGAAAUAAGUCAUAAAUAUAUUUUGCUUAAAAAAAUGUAAGCCUGUUUUUAGGAUUUUUUGCCUCAUGUGAUCAUGUGAUUUAUUGAUUGAUUGAUUUGUAUUUUUUAUUUUUUGGUCUUAUUUGCCCCCCAAAAAGCAAUGAAAUAUUAUUGAAUUCAGAGGUGAAGUCCUGUAUGGUAGUAUUUGUUGUACUGCCUUUAAUUUUAAUGUUUUCAUUUCAUUACUAGUACUUAAAGUAUCAUUUUUGGAUUUAAUUUUUUAAAAGAACGUUUUGUACUGUAAUGCACAAAACACAGUAAUACUGUAAUGCAAUUCAAUAUUAAAAAUAUUAAUUGCAUUGCAAAAUUAAAAAGUAAACUUUGAGUUAUUUUCCCAGUUGUCAUGAAAAUGUCACAACCCAAAAACAAUUUUAAAAUCUGGUCUCAAAAAUAAGCAAAAUCGAAUGGUCAUAUAUUUUCUUUUGAUUAUGUUGUGACAUGACUUGAGAAUGUUUUCGUCAGAUUCGCUCUUUUGCACAUCCAGGCACAGACGUUCUCAUCUGAUCCUUCAUGUUUAAUGGAUUUAAUAUAUGCCAGGAAAUCAGCACCGUCACUCUUAUAAUAAUUUUUGUAUGUUCAUUCUUACAUUUGCCACAAACACGAACCACAGACAGUUGUUGCUUUAAGACUCAAUAAAGUGAUUGUAGAGGGGAUGAAUGA
Messenger RNA from Labeo rohita (rohu), 2734 nucleotides. It is a transcript of the gene map2k2b, whose product is annotated as mitogen-activated protein kinase kinase 2b. The coding region runs from base 672 to 1859 and encodes 395 amino acids. Gene Ontology annotation, biological process: protein phosphorylation. Gene Ontology annotation, molecular function: ATP binding; protein kinase activity. The transcript has 11 exons. The record is from RefSeq and is a predicted model, not a curated record. Lineage: Eukaryota; Metazoa; Chordata; Actinopteri; Cypriniformes; Cyprinidae.